GGAAAAAAAAAAACGGAGCAUCGGGUGCCCGUCGCCCCGUCUGCCCCCCGCCCCCGUCCGUCCUCCCUCCUCUCCCCGCCUCGCCGGUCGCCUUCUCCCCUCCUCCCUGCGAGCUCGGGCUCAAACCAAACCAAACCCCCUGCUAGGGUUUGCGCUCCGGGCAUGAUCUCCUUGUAGCCACCACCUUCCAUGGCCUAGCCGUCUCCUGCUGGCCAUGACCGCUUCGGCUUCCGCGCUCUUACACUACAGCCGCAAGCGCCAGCUCGACGCUCCCCCCCUGCCCCGCCACUUCAACGGCCCGCAGAGCCACACCCGCCUAAGCCAGCGCCUCCACCGGUUCUUGCAGCUACCACCGGAGGCGAGGUUCCUCGCUUUCGACAUGGGCAAUUACAUCUCCAGCUCCAGCGCCAUCGGCUGGCCCAGUGAUGACGGGCUGGGGCUCUUCAGUCGCUGGGUCAGCACGCGGCGGGGUCUCGCGGUGGCCAUGGAUGAGGAGGCGGGGACGCGACUGCAUUUGGUGGACAAGAGGGUUACGGAUCCGAGGAAGGCUACGUUGAAGGCGGAGGCGGUGAAGCCUCAGCAGUCGAAGAAAACGGAGCCCUACUACAAGGAGGCACACCAGGCGGCUACACAGCGCAAUAGGAGGUUGGAGGAAAUAGGGACCGAUGUGAAGUUCUAUGGGGAGAAGCUUUCUGAGAUACGGAAGUCAGACAAGGCUGUCAAGGAGGAUCUGUUUAAACCUCUCACUGCUGAGGAGGAAAAGGAACUUCAUGACUGUUUCUAUGGUAGAGGCCCGAGUAGCAAAGUCCUAGUGCUGCAUGAACCAUCUAACAUUGAGAUUAGCAAAGAGAAAUUCCAGUGCUUGAGGCCCCGUUGCUGGUUGAAUGAUGAGGUUAUUAACCUGUACCUUGAAUUGUUGAAGGAGAGAGAGAUAAGAGAACCAAUAAGGUUUCUGAAAUGCCAUUUCUUUAAUACAUUCUUUUAUAAGAAGCUUGCUUGUGGAAAAAAUGGUUAUGACUACAAAUCUGUUAAAAGAUGGACCUCCCAUAAGAAGUUGGGAUAUGAACUCGUUGAAUGCGAUAAAAUAUUUGUCCCUGUGCAUAAAGAUGUACAUUGGUGUUUAGCAAUUAUAAACAUGAAGGAAAAUACGUUUCAGUAUCUUGAUUCCCUUGGUGGCAUGGAUCAUAAUGUACCAAGAGUACUGGCUCGAUAUAUUUCAGAGGAAGUGAAGGACAAAAGUAACAGAGUAAUCAACACCAGUUCGUGGCAUGAAGAGCUAGUAGAUGGUAUUCCUUUACAGCAGAAUGGGUGGGACUGCGGUAUGUUUAUGCUCAAGUACAUUGAUUUCCACAGCAGAGGACUGCCCCUGUCUUUUAGUCAGGAACACAUGGAAUAUUUUAGGAAGAGGACAGCGAAGGAGAUCUUAAGAUUAAGAGCUGACUGAUGGGAUGGACAUCCAUCUCUUUUUGGAAUAGAAGCUGACUUUUUAUACUGUGUUUUGGGAAUUAGAAUAAAUAAAAGCUGCUAAAUCAAGGCAAUGUGCAUUGUUGAGCAUGCUUCUAACCUGUAAACCCUUUAUUGGUUGUUUGUCACGGGGUCAUGUACCUGAGAAGAUUGGUAAUGUGGCCCUGAUAAUGUAAAUACCAUAGAUUUUCUGUAGAGAAAUCUUGUUUAGGGAUUUGGCUUGGAGAAGCAGUGAGGGGGAAAUAGGUGUAGCUACACUGAUAUUCGUUGUUGGUUAUAGGUUGUUUCAGAUUAUUUUGUUCAAGGGGUAUUAUUUUGCAGCCAUGUUUUUUUUUGACAAGAUUGCAUCCAUGGUUGUAUUACUUAA
Molecule: messenger RNA, 1831 nt
Organism: Sorghum bicolor (sorghum)
Lineage: Eukaryota; Viridiplantae; Streptophyta; Magnoliopsida; Poales; Poaceae
Product: ubiquitin-like-specific protease ESD4
Exons: 9
Coding region: 215-1444 (409 amino acids)
Biological process (GO): protein desumoylation
Cellular component (GO): nucleus
Molecular function (GO): deSUMOylase activity
Source: RefSeq, a predicted model, not a curated record